This is a messenger RNA of Symbiodinium pilosum, 1371 nucleotides long. NCBI's taxonomy places the organism in Eukaryota, Dinophyceae, Suessiales, Symbiodiniaceae. The record is from the annotation of a GenBank genome assembly.
AUGGCUGGACGAGGCCUUGUUGAGGGAGGACUCGUGCUGGGUGAAGAUGAGCGGAAGAAGCUGGCAAAGACGGUUGUCGAUGCUGCCAUCAGCAUCUACACAAUUGGCAUGAUGAAGGAGUGUUACGCUCCUGUGGAGGUGAUCAAUCAAUGGGUGCCCGCGCUAGCAGGCUUCUUUCCCAGCCUUGCGACCUCGCCACUUUCAUGGGAGGAUCGGCAUCGUGCAAUUGCAAAGCUCUUGUACGAGGUCGGCUUGCGUUUGGGUGGCUUGGCCUUCAAGGCCAUGCAAUUCGUGGGUCUGCGGGAUGAUCUCCCGGAUGGGUACAAGCAGUGGUUCUCCAAGGCGCAGGAGAACACUGACUUUUUCAGCUCGGAAGACCAUGUGAAGCGGGUUUUGGGUGAAUUUGCACCCAGAUUGAAGUGGAGUUUUGAGCCUGUGAAGUCCGCAUCCAUUGCGCAGGUGCACCUGAAUGCUUCCUGGGACGGGCGGCCGGCCAUUGCCAAGGUGCAGCACGCGCACGUGAAGGCGGAGUACGCCGGUGACCUGAAGACCAUGGCAGAACUCGGUCGUUACGUCAACAAAUACCCAGAGGCAACGGGCGCGGCGGUUAUGCUGGAGGCCCUGGCAUUGAAGCUGGCACCCACGGUUGACAUGGAGACGGACUUCAACAGAGAAAGGGUGAACCAAGAGCGUGCACGUGAGCUCUUCCGGACACAUGACACCGACGUGGUGGUGGCUGAGGUUUACGCGGCCUCAUCGGAAGGUCUGGUCAUGGAGAAGCUGGAGGGAAUCACAGCUGCGGAGGCCAUUGCCGGCUGGAAGCAGGGAGGUAAGAACGACAUCUUCGGACGGAAGCAGCGAGACGCCGUCUACAGUGCCUUUGCGGACAUGGUGCUGAAGCAUGGCUUCUUCCAAAUGGAUGCGCACCCAGGAAACCUCAUGAUCCUCAAGGACGGUCGCCUGGCCUUGCUGGACUUUGGCCAGUGCUGUGAGCCCACGGAGGAACAGCGAAAGCGCUUCCAGCAGUUUGCGCUUAUGGCGCCAACCUCCGAAGAAGCAACUCAAGACAGCAAGAAACUCAGGUCCUGGUUGUCAAACAUGGGCAUCGAAGUGACGGAGCCGAAGGCUGCGACAACAGCACAAAUGCUCUUCUAUGGUGAGAAGAGCUCCAUGUUUCCGGACACAGACAGGAUCGACCCGGAGAUCAUGCCAUUGCUCCUCAUCGUGCUCUACCUGUCCCGCUUCGAGAAUACGGUGGCUCAACUGCGCACUCAGGCAGGUUUCCAAGAUACGGAGGACCACUUUGCCGUUCUUCGAGCUUUUAACAAGAAGGCAGCUCUGGUGAUGCCGGAGGCGCACACAGACCUCUGA